CACAACACAAAAGUCCAAAAGAGUAGGAAACAGCCAAGAAAAACAACAAGAAAAGUGGAUUUUGACUCUGAAAAGUCGAGAUUUUUAAUCAUCUUUCUGCUCAUUUAAUCAAUGGUGUAUGCACCCAACACCCAUCAAUAACAUUAACCCACCCAACAAAAAACCACGGUCCCCUUCAUUUAAUGCGUUUCUUCAAGAAUCAAGAUUUCGACUCUGUGAUCGCCUAAUUUUCCCCUUUUUAAAACACACACAUUUCAAGAAGAUUUCACAAAACCCAACUAGAAUAAUUGGCCUCUGAGAGUUUUAAAGAUUUUGUCACUUAAAUCAUGGGAAACUGCUGUGUCACCCCUGGUAAAUCAGCUAACAAGAAGAAGAAACUCAACAAACCGAACCCGUACGCAAAUGCCUAUCGACCGAAGCCCAAUUCUGGAGCCGGGUUCAAACUUUACGUCUUAAAGAACCCAACGGGUCAUGACAUCACACAGCGUUACAAUCUGGGACGCGAGCUAGGAAGAGGUGAAUUCGGGGUAACAUAUUUAUGUACCGAUUUAGAAACCGGUGAAAGAUUCGCCUGCAAAACAAUAUUGAAGAAAAAACUUAGGACUUCAGUCGAUAUCGAGGAUGUGCAAAGAGAAGUUGAAAUCAUGAAACAUUUGCCUAAACAUCCUAAUAUUGUGACCAUAAAGGACACAUAUGAGGAUAAUAAUGCUGUUCACAUAGUGAUGGAGUUGUGUGAGGGUGGCGAGUUGUUUGAUCGGAUUGUAGCCCGGGGACAUUAUACAGAACGCGCUGCCGCUGCUGUUAUGAGGACAAUAGUGGAAGUUGUUCAGACCUGUCACAAGCAUGGAGUUAUGCAUCGCGAUCUCAAACCGGAGAAUUUUCUUUUCGCAAACAAGAAAGAAACCGCUGAUCUCAAGGCUAUUGAUUUUGGGCUUUCGGUUUUCUUUAAACCAGGUGAAGUGUUCAAUGAAAUAGUUGGAAGUCCUUAUUAUAUGGCCCCAGAGGUUUUGAAAAGGAAUUAUGGCCCCGAGGUUGAUAUAUGGAGCGCUGGAGUUAUUUUGUACAUUUUGCUUUGUGGUGUUCCGCCUUUCUGGGCAGAAACCGAACAAGGAAUAGCUCAAGCAGUUAUUCGAUCAGAAGUUAAUUUCAAAAGAGAUCCAUGGCCAAAAGUUUCCGAAAAUGCCAAAGAUCUUGUGAAGAAAAUGCUUGAUCCCGAUCCAAAGCGUAGGAUUACAGCUCAACAAGUUCUUGAACACCCGUGGUUAGUCGAUGCAAAGGCGGCUCCAAAUGUCUCGUUGGGCGAGGUUGUAAGGUCAAGACUUAAACAGUUUUCAGUGAUGAACAAGUUCAAGAAACAAGCUUUAAUAGUGAUAGCCGAACAUUUAUCAGUCGAUGAAGUGUCAGGAAUAAAGGAGAUGUUUGAUAUGAUGGACACAAGCAAAAGAGGCAAGAUAAAUCUUGAAGAACUGCGCGUCGGUUUACAGAAACUUGGACAGUUGGUAAAUGAUGCAGAUCUUCAAGUGUUAAUGGAAUCCGUUGAUCUUGAUGGAGAUGGUACACUAAACUAUAAUGAAUUUGUGGCGGUUAAUGUGCAUCUUAAGAGGAUGGCGAACGAUGAGCAUUUACACAAAGCAUUUGGUUUCUUUGAUAAAAACCGUAGCGGUUAUAUAGAAGUUGAUGAGCUUCGCUAUGUGUUAAGUGAUGACGACGAGAAUGUUAACGGCAUUGAAGAAGUGAUCCACGCGAUUAUGCAUGACGUCGACACUGAUAAGGACGGGCGCAUUAGCUAUGAGGAGUUUGCUGCUAUGAUGAAAGCGGGAACCGAUUGGAGAAAAGCGUCUAGACAAUAUUCACGAGAGCGUUUGAACAGUCUCGGUUUAAAGUUAAUGAAGGAUGGUUCAUUACAGUCCAACUGAGUUGAAUUUACAGGACAAGUAGGUUUUGUAGAAAUCAAAUCUAAUGUACAAAUAAGAUGGUAAAGGUUAUGUUGACUUUGACUUUGACUUUACUAGAGUUGACUUUUGACUUUAGAUAGGAUUAGUUACACUAUGUUUUGGAUCAUUGAGGUUGAUCAUAUUACUAAAAUCAUGGCUAUAGCCUA
Helianthus annuus (common sunflower) is the source of this 2101-nucleotide messenger RNA. Its product is annotated as calcium-dependent protein kinase 7. NCBI's taxonomy places the organism in Eukaryota, Viridiplantae, Streptophyta, Magnoliopsida, Asterales, Asteraceae. Gene Ontology annotation, biological process: peptidyl-serine phosphorylation; protein autophosphorylation; intracellular signal transduction. The record is from RefSeq and is a predicted model, not a curated record. Bases 327 to 1916 code for a protein of 529 amino acids. The transcript is spliced from 9 exons. Gene Ontology annotation, molecular function: calmodulin binding; calcium-dependent protein serine/threonine kinase activity; ATP binding. Gene Ontology annotation, cellular component: cytoplasm; nucleus.